This is a messenger RNA of Trichobilharzia szidati, 2090 nucleotides long. The record is from the annotation of a GenBank genome assembly. NCBI's taxonomy places the organism in Eukaryota, Metazoa, Platyhelminthes, Trematoda, Strigeidida, Schistosomatidae.
GAAAUAAUGUCAACAGAACGUGUACUGCCAGAGAAGAAUGAUCUACCUCCACCAUACUAUCAAAUAAGUCACGACUAUAUGCGACGUUACAAGCGUAAAAGUGAUUGUGUUCUGAUUUCACUGAUUGUUUCAGGCAUUACAAUGAUGCUUUUUGGUUUCAUUAUUAUCACGAUAGAUAUACCCUUAGACACGGAUGUAAAUCGAUGGGAUGUGAAAAGGCCUUUCUCAAGAUUAUUUUUCACUGAUAGAACUGUUCUGUUAAUUAGCAUGGAUGGUUUUCGACAUGAUUACAUAGAAAUGGCUAAAUCUCGUCUGGGCGCUAAUUCAUUGUUGAAUUUCGAUCGUUUAUUAGCUAACGGUGUACGAGCCAUGGAAUCGAUUAAUGCCUAUCCUACUAUUACCUUACCUAAUCAUCGUACUUUAGUAACCGGUUUAUAUCCAGAGAAUCAUGGAGUUAUAGGAAAUAAUUUGUUGGAUAAAAGCUGGCCUAAUGAAACUUUCAAUAUGGAUGAUCAAGAAAGUUUAAAUCAUGCCCCAUGGUUAACCAAUUGGUCUGAGCCGAUAUGGGUUACACUCCAAAAGCACGGUGGGUACGCUGGUUCAGUUUUAUGGCCUUUAACUGAUCAAUUUGUCGGCAAAGAUUUACCAUUUCAAUAUGUUUCACAGUUCACUUUACUUAAUAAUUAUGGCCAUCGUUAUGCGUAUGAUCAAAGAAUCAGAGAUAUUUUAUGGUGGCUGAAAAAUCCUAAAUUUCAUUUGAAUCUCAUCUUGGCGUAUUUCGAUGAACCUGAUGAAACUGGUCAUGAAUAUGGUCCAAAUAGUAAGGAAGUUGCAGAAAUGGUCCAAAGUUUAGAUAAAACACUCGGUACCCUUCUAGAUGGUAUUGAAAAAUUAGGUCUUACAGACAAAGUGGACAUUAUUUUAACUGCUGAUCACGGUAUGACUGAAACAUCGAAUAGUCGACUGAUUGGACUGGAUGAUUAUGUGGACAGUUCUUUGUACACGUAUACUCAGUUAUCAACAAUGGGCUUUCUUUAUCCUAAACCUGGAAUGUUUGAACUUGUUUAUCGGCGUUUGAAGAAUGCACAUCCUAAAUUAGAAGUUUAUCGAAGGGAAGAAGUCCCUGCCUAUCUGAAAUUCAAUGUCAGUCACUCUCGUAUGCCACCAUUAGUACUUAUUGCUAAACCUAAAUGGAAAAUUGUGAAGAAUGCCUCAUUUCCGUACGCGAAAGUUUCUGGUGACCAUGGUUAUGUGACAAAUUUCUCUGAAAUGCAUGCAUUCUUUAUUGCCAGUGGACCUGCUUUUAAAAUUGGUGAAACUGUACCAGCUAUUCAUUCUGUAGACGUCUAUGCAUUAAUGUGCGCACUUCUUAACAUUCCACCAAAUCCUAAUAAUGGUAGUCUAGAGCGUAUAUCAAGUAUACUAAAAUCUGAAGUGUCAAGCCAACUUUUUAGAGAAUAUCGAUGGUCAUCUGUGUGGAAGUGGAUUUCAGUUAAUUUACAAACUAUGCUGCUGAUGUCACUUAUAUGCGUUUUGUUUGUUAUCAUUUUAUUAUUUUUCGUCAUGAUUAUGCUGCAUCAUAAAUCAACAAAUUUAUCAUCUCCUGGAUCGAAUAAUGAUGAUGUUAGUAAAGAUUUCUCAGAUUUCAACAUAUAAGCCAACUAACUAUCCAUUGGAUGACAUUGGUUGACUUCUUAUUCAGUCAUUUCAUUUCCCUACCUUUAAGGGUUUUUUUUUAGGUGAACAGUUACAUAUGGCAUUAUUUUUGAUUCGGUCAGAUUCUUUACAUUCCAUUUUUCUCUCCACCCUUUUGAUUGAAUACAAUAACUACCAAAGACAAGAAUUAUUUGUUCUUUUUUUUCCCGGUCUCUGUCCUUUUCUUACACAAACUCAACAACUGUUUAAUUUGAACAUUGGAGAACUGUUUUCCCAUUGUUUACAUAAUGUUAACAUAUUGUUUAAGCUACCAGUGAUUUUCCCGUAUAAAAAUUGCAUAAAGAAUUGGUUAUACGUAGAUUUUGGCUGCUUAUUUCAUUGUUGUUUUUUUUAGUAUUAAUUCCUCCUUAUUUCAGGGCCAUCAUUUGCAGGAC